AAAUGCUCUGCCAAGUCCUUUACAAGCCCCCUUUCUCUUGAAGGAGAAGAUACAUUAUACUCAGUAAUGGAGCAAAACAACAACAACAAUGUAGAAGAUUUCUCCUUGAAUGUUUUUUCUGUCACUCCUUGUCAGCCAAACAGAUCUGAUGCCCUGGUGUCAGAUGGGGAUAAAGCUGGCACCACUCUGCUCUUUUCAGGUGUGUUUUUGGGACUGGUGGGGAUCACUUUCACUGUGAUGGGAUGGAUAAAAUAUGAUGGCAUUACUCACCUGGAGUGGACUCAGUUACUAGGGCCUAUUCUGCUGUCUGUCGGGGUGACUUUUAUUCUGAUUGCUGUUUGUAAAUUUAACAUGCUUACAUGCAAGCCCUGUAAAGAAAGAGAGGAAAAUACGUCGGAACUUGAUCAGGCUGCAAGCGGACAGUCCUUUGUCUUCACUGGCAUUAACCAGCCUAUAACUUUCCAUGGUGCCACAGUGGUACAGUACAUCCCUCCGCCGUACCCAUCCCAGGAAGGCGCUGCUGUGAGUCCCGGCUACCUUCACCCCGUGCUCAGCUGCUGUGGUGCUGCUCCCCCCAGCACCUCGCCAGUCCUCACCUCGGCUUCCUCUCACUUCUGCCCUGCCUACACCCUGGACAACCUGGCUUUUACUGGAGAUGAGAACUACACUGCUUAUCCUGCAGAGAAUUCCAGGAAUCAGAGGUCAGAAGACAGUUCUGAUGAACCAGAAGGACUGCUGGAAGACUAUGUCCAUAAUAACUUGUGUCCUCCACGUUAUGAGGAAAUAUACCCUUUUUCUUCAUAAAAUCAUCAUGGACAAGAGACAACGAUCCUAAGAGAUGCUAGCAAGAAUCCCAAAAAAUCUUCUUUAAAUACUUGUGUGAUAAGACAUUGUGAGCAAGUUCUUGAUAUUCAUACACAGUAUCACUGAAGCUAUUUAACUGACCGCUUCCUUUUCCUUGUCAAAAUUCUUUAGCCCUUUGCAAUGCAGCUUAAUAGCAGAGCUGUUAAUUAUUCAAUGGCUAAACUAUUAAUAGCAAAGCUAUUAAACUCAAUAAUCCAAAUCCAUAUUAGGAUUCCCCAACAAGAAGCUUGAUUUUCAGACUUGCUGAAACCAGGGUGAACUGUGAAUGCACAAUAUGUUUGUGGAAGAUCAUGAUUGCUCCUGGACAUCCAGCAUCUUUAGAAAAUAUUUGAUUUUUUCUUGAGGUAUUUUCAUUCUUGAUUGCUUGGGAAACUUCAAAAGUGCUCAAGUGUCUGAUCCAUGAAAGUGCAUUUUAUGCCUUAAUUUUGUCUGAUUCUUUAGAAGAGCUUACUCAUUAAUAAGUCCAGUCUACAGAUUAGACUUUCUCAGGUUACUUUACCUGGACAACCAGUCCUGUUGCACAGCCCAGUCCUGUAGGCAUCUUUUUGGAGCAUCCUGCUUGAACCAGAGCAUCUCAGAACAGAGAAAACAAAUAGUGACUUCUGACAACUUUUACACAGAUCUCUAAGACAUCUUGCAUGCAUGAAAUUCAGUUUCCUUUCUUGCCUGACAGGAGGCAAAGCACAGUCUGCUGCCAGGAGUCCUAAUAACUAUGAAGUUAAUGUCACUAAAGAAAAUGGCAUCUUUCUGAAGCCUUGACAAAGAUGUUUCAUCCUGGCACUGUUAAGGACUUUGACAAUCACAGCUGCUGCACCCCACUCUGUGGGGGGGCUGUGGUGAAACACCUCUGAGGUCCCUUCUUAUUUGAAUGUGGGUCUUAGGCACACAACCCAGUCUGCAGGUUGCCCCCAGAGUAUUAGGAAACUGUGGGUUGUAGUAAACUUUCUUGUUCAAGUUCAGUUUGGUUCCAUGCGUUGAAUCCACAAAAAUUUGAGAUGAGCUCAUUUGAUUAGAGAAUGGUGUUCCUGAACACUGAGACUGUGGGUUUGAUCCCCAUAUGGGCCAUUCACUUAAGAUUUGGACUUGAUGAUCCUUGUAGCUUCCUUCUAAUUAACAAUAUUCUGUGAUUCUGUGAAAUAUAUUUACAGCUGUAUUUAACAAAAGAUGAAGUGUAUUAGUUCCAAAAUUUUGCAAUCCAGAACGAAGAUCCAAAGAGGCUUUGCUCAGGAACUUUUUAAAUCCCAGAGCAAUGACAAUGCAAUGAGUCCCUACAUUUUUAUUUUGUUUUUCCACAUAUAUUUCAGGUUCUGCUUUUCAAUGUGCCUAGAAGUGCAACAAGCCAGUAUUUCCCUAUGAUGAUCCCAUUAGGUCUGCUCAUCUCCCUCAAAGCAAAAGCUGAUCUCAGCUCUCACCUGCUGGAGUGGGUACCACACAAAAUGCCCUGGAGGGCAGUGGUCACUGUCCGAAGUAACCAAGCGGUGCACUGCUGGUGUGCCUGUGGGUCAGUCUCCUGGCCUGGCACAGCACAGCUAAAAGCAGGCGUCCAUUAUGGAAUGCAUCAGCUUUCUCUUACUUGUCAAUGCAGCUGUCUUGGCUCUCGUCAGAUUUCAUCCACCUGUGACUGGUCUCAUUCUUGGGAGCUGGAGAAUUGGCAUUCUCUGAUUCUUGGCAUUUAGCAGAGACAGUUGCACAGACCUGUUGUACUUCUGUGCAGCAGCCCUAGCAAUCAGGAGACAUAGCUCUGGAUGGAGAUGUGCAUUCAGAACAUUGUCCAACUGCAUGGACCUGCAGGUGCAUACCUCCCUGUCCUGUGCACUUAGAGGCUGUAAGAAAUAAAGCACGGGGGGGGCACAAAACAACCACCGUGCUCCAGAGUAAUGGACAAGACACUGACAGGGGUCAUAUUUGGGACGCAACAUUUGAACAGACUCAAAGCUGGAUUAGCAACUGCAGCAGCAGCUAUUGAACAGUGACUGCAAACUUUGUGUGAGGUUUUUCUCCUUAGAGAAAUAUGGAACACACUGUUUUUCAGCAGCGGUGGCCUGGUGUUAGCAGGUAGUUGGAGAAGGGGAGGCACGUGUAUUUGGAGAAGGGGAGGCACGUGUAGCUGGAGAAGGGGAGGCAUGCUGUGUUCAGCAUGAUCUCUGUGGAACUGAGUGAGAGAACAGAAGACCUAAAAAUAAAUGCAAGUUUCUGUUA
Passer montanus (Eurasian tree sparrow) is the source of this 3063-nucleotide messenger RNA. RefSeq names its product transmembrane protein 174 (gene TMEM174). Bases 67 to 804 code for a protein of 245 amino acids. NCBI's taxonomy places the organism in Eukaryota, Metazoa, Chordata, Aves, Passeriformes, Passeridae. The transcript has 2 exons. The record is from RefSeq and is a predicted model, not a curated record.